Molecule: messenger RNA, 7017 nt
Organism: Bombus huntii
Lineage: Eukaryota; Metazoa; Arthropoda; Insecta; Hymenoptera; Apidae
Exons: 14
Coding region: 768-6122 (1784 amino acids)
Molecular function (GO): acyltransferase activity, transferring groups other than amino-acyl groups
Source: RefSeq, a predicted model, not a curated record
GAAGGCAGAUCGCUAGCCCGGGACGUGGUCCGCCGCGUCGUUUCGAGCCGGAUGAUUCGAUAGUCUUUCGAAGCUCUCUCCGGGUUACCUGUUCUUCGUGGCAAGGAGAGGGAAGUUUACACAUAGAUAAACGGGAAAACGUGUCUUUCGAGACCAAACAAGGAAAAAUCGGUGUUAAUUAUAGAGAAUCGUUUCGAUAAACGAAGGAACUCGUACGCUUAUGACGAGACACGGAAAGGUCGGUGACUAUUAGAGUCAUUUACGGCGAAAAACAAAAAGAUCUCUUUGAAAGUCCUUCAACAUGAGCAAUUGAAAAAUUGGUGAUAAUUCGGGGAAAUUCUUUCGAUCAACAGAAAAAUUGGUCGUCUGAUACGAGAUACAAGAAAGCCCGUUUGCGAGUACUUUUAUACGAAAGGCUGGCAAAUUGAUGACGAUUAGAAACGAUCGUUGUUGCGUCUAUCCAAAAAAGUUGAAUCGUUGCGGAACUCUAGUAAUUUAUUUACUUGCCUACUAAUCCUUCUCCUCGAAACGAGAAAGUUGAGCAACCUGUGACGAUUAGAAGAAUUGUGUCAAAAUUGGUGUGCGAUUUACUCAUCUAAUUAAGAUUUUAAAAAUCUUCAAAUUGAAAGGUUGAUAAACUUGCGAAGAUUAAGGAGAACUGUUACGAAAUAGGUGUUUGUAUCUGUAAUUAUAAGUGAAGAAAAGAAGCAAAUUUUGAAGCUUCCAGUGGUGAAUCGUGGGUUUUUCCAUGCGAAGGUUGCGGUGACAUGGCUGCCGCCCUUUUGGGCAAGUGCGUUGGAUUACUGGCUCUGGUGUUGCUUCUCUAUAGUUGUUGCUAUGGCUUCCGUAUUCGAGAUCAUCCAUCGUCGACGGAGCAACCACAUCGCGCCACCUGCACUUCCAUCUUUGGCAGAUGCCAGGAGAAGACGAUCACGGCCACGUCGAACAAAAAGUGGCACGACACUUCGCGGCUUGCCAGUGCUCCUAGGAAACCACCUGUCGAGCUGACGUCGACGGAUGACGAUAGAGUAACAGAAGAAGAAAAGUAUAUAAAACAUGAAGGAGGUGAACGUGUCUCUGAUUGGAUAGAGAAGAGUCUUGAAGAGGAUGAGGAUGAGGAUGACGAAGUGAUCGUGGAGAUAGAAGAAGAUACUGACGAAGUAAUUGUGAGUUACGAUGAGGAUCAGGAUGAAGAAGAGGAAGAGGAGGAAAUAAGUGAAAAUGAUGAUGAUGGUGAUAGUGAUGAAGAAGAAGAAGAUAGAAAAGUAAUUAUGAAGAAACUUGUAAAGGAUACUGAGGAAGAUGAAGAGAAGAGCGAGAAAGUGGAUUCGAAGAAGAAAGUAAGUUUGGAGAAAGGUUUGAAACAAGAAAAGGAUGAAAAAGACGAAGAUGAGGACGAAGAAGAAAAACAUGGAAAGAAAUAUAGGAGAGAUGUUCAUGGAAAACUGACUGCAAAGAAACUUGUAGAAGAUACAGAGGAAGAUAAGAAGACAAAUGAAAAAAUGGAUUUGAAGAGAAAAAUAAGUUUAGAAAAGGGAUUGAAAGAGACAAUGAAAUCUAAGAAGCAAGAGAAGAUUGAAGAUGACGAAGACGAGGACGAGGACGAGGACGAGGACGAGGACGAGGACGAGGACGAGGACGAGGACGAGGACGAGGACGAAGACGAAGACGAAGACGAAGAUGAAGACGAAGACGAAGAUGAGGACGAAGAUGAAGAAGAAAAAAUUGUUCUACCUCCACCACGAAAACUAGAAAAGGUUAGACACGCGGACAAAGAUAAGAUUAGGUCAGCAGAAAUAGCAAUUGUUACAGAAAAACCAAAGGAAAUACCAAAAGUAGAGAAGAAACCAGAGGAAAGCGUGAAGAAGAUUCAAAAAUUAUAUGAAAAGAAGUCGACGGAAGAACCAUCGAAGCUAGUUGAAGCCACGAAGAAAGUGGAACCCGUGAAAAUAACGAAAGCUGAAAUCGAAUCUCCUGAAUCGAAAAUUGUCGUGAAGCCGGAAAAAAAAGCGCAGAUUUCAGUAAAGACAGAGGAAACGGCGAAGGUUCCGGCGAAGACAGAUGAAAAAGCGAAAGUUCCGGUGAAGACAGAGGAGAAAACGAAGAUUCCGGUGAAGACAGAAGAAAGGACGAAGGUAAAACCGGAAGUGUCGAAAACACGGGAACCGGCAAAAGUGAAAACAACGAGUGCUCAAGCUCCGGCUAAAGUUACAGAAGUUAAGCGAUCCGAUAAAGAUGAGUCGAAAGUAAAAACGAAAACGCACGUGGAAGCUUCUUUCACUUUGGCUCGAUUGAACGAAGCGAUACUACGCGUACCGACAUUCGUGCCAAAUUUCACGGCCGUUGAGAACUUCGAAUGUCAGCAGCAUGGCAAGAUCUUCUUACGACAAUUACGGGGUUAUAAAUUAUGGGCGUUGCAAAUGUUAGAUUCGAGCGCAAAAAUUCCAUCGGGUCUAUUGCGAGGGAACGUGAACCAACUUGGAGAUUUUGACGAGUGUUUGGGUGUGAUGGCGCACGUGAAAUUGAAUGAAAAAACGAUAAGGGUGCAGGGCAAAUAUUGUUUGGCCAAUAUAGAUUUGUAUCCGUCUCAUCCGGACAUGAAGCUUCCGGUUAAUAUGAUGCAGGCACGUUCUUUCAUAAGAGGAAGUAUGUACGACCCUGGUCACUUCAUUCCAAAAUUCACGACAGUGAACUGGGCAGUGUGUCUUCCAGCGGCGUGUUCCGCUGAAGACGCACGAAUCGUUGUCGAGGAAGCAUUGAACGACUAUAACUCUACCGUAGGAAUUACAUUCAUGGUAGAUGUCAAUCCUAACAUGUGCUACGUCAAACAAAAAUCACGAAGCUAUUCGAAAGAGACGAUCGGUGUUCUAUAUUUCUACGCAAUGAUCGUCUGUCUCGUCGCUGUAGCAACCACGAGAGAUUAUUUAGUGGUGUCGGAAGGAAAAGGAAACUAUUCGGAGAGAAUAAUAAUGUCCUUUUCCUUACGGAGAACCCUGAGAUCUUUAUUCAGUAAAGGAUCCAGCUAUGUCGAUAUUACAUGCAUUCAUGGAAUAAGGACACUCGUCACGAUUAUGCUUUACAUUGGUCAUCAAAUCAUACCGAUUUCGAUGUUGCCAUUUUCCAAUCGAAUCGAACUCACAGAGGUAGCGAACUCUCCUAUCAGCUCGAUAAUGAGGGUGUCAAUGGUUUACACAGACGCGUUUUUAUUGCUUAGCGGUGUCCUAGCUGCUUUCAACAUGGCGCACGAAUUUAUAACACGGGGCGAGAUUCGAUGGUUUUGCCGUUUUAUUGCCAGAUAUAUCAGACUCACCCCAGCGUUACUCGCAGUGGUAUUUUGGUACGCAUUCAUAAUGGAGCACAUUGGAUCGGGACCACAAUGGAAUAGCGUCAUAGUACCAAAUGCAGAGCUUUGCAAAAGCAACGCGUGGACGAAUUUGUUAUACAUACAAAAUUUCUUCCCCUUCGAAGAGAUGUGUGCAACUCAUACCCACCAGUUGGCUUUAGACAUGCAAUUGUCACUAUUAGCCCCAAUGUUGGUAUUCUUCUUAGAAUGCAGGCCUAUCAUUGGGAUUCUUGUAAUAUUUUUCUUCGUCUUAUUGUCAGCUACACUCCGUUACGUAGCAACGAUGAGCAAUUAUCUUUCCGUUGUUGUUUUCCAUGGAAUGUCAUUGAAGCAUCUUUACAGGACUGCCAAUUUAGUUUACGCACUACCAUUACAUAGAGCAACGCCGUAUAUAUUUGGUGUAGGACUUGGUGUGUUAUUACGGCACACAGGAAAAGAUGUCAGAAUCCACAAGGUGUUAGUGAUCUUGGGAUGGUUGAUCGCGAUGGCCUUGGGAUCCUGGUCGUUAUUUUCACCAUGGCACUUAGCCAGAAGGGACUAUGUGUACGAUGCUGAAGAAGCAACCAAUUAUGUUGUGAUCAGUCCAGUCUUUUGGACCUUGGCUUUAUGUUGGCUCAUUUUUGCGUGCUACACCAAUCACGGAGGUAUAUUAAAUAGAUUCCUUUCGAACUACUGGCUAUUACUCUUCAGCAGAAUAUCGUACGCUGUAUAUUUAACACAAUUCGCAGUAUUUUUCUACAAUGUUGGGACCACCAGACACUCUAGCGAAUUUCAUCUUCAUAGAGGCCUAGAUCUUCUGGAAGCAGCAACAGUCAUAAUCAUCUCCAUUAUCCUAACUUUAUUCUUCGAUAUCCCUAUGCAAGAGAUCAAGAACGUGCUUAUGGAGAGUACAGACUCCCUGAACGCAGAAGUAUCAAUAUCAGAGAAAUCAGCAAUCGUCGAGUCUUCAAUCUCAGAAAUCUCGAAAACCUCAAAAGCUCCAAAAUCAGAACUCCAUGAAAAGAAAAUGUUCGAAGAAGACGAAGUAGCUUUAACAGGCUGGGACUGGCAAAGAGACAUAGUAGAUGGUGGUACAAAAUACUCCAAUGAGAGUAUAGAAGACGAAGAACGAGUAGACAUGCCUAUUUUAAAAAAGUCAAGUGGCAGAAGACGAUCAUUUAUUAGUCGUGAACCAUCUGAAGCCGAACAUCCGUCAUAUUGGCUAAAGAACGAUAACAAAAGAUUCUCAAAUAAUACUGAAGACUAUAGAGAUCAUAGAAGAAGAAGCAAAAGCAGUCAAAGGGAUUAUAAGGAGAACGAAGCUUUAAGAGCGCAACAAGAGCGAGAAGAAUCAAUUAAACGAAGCAGACGCUCUCUGUCAAGAAGCCUCGACACUAAACAAUUAUCCACACGGGACAGCGAGGAUGAAGAAGAGUAUCCAAGAACCAAAUAUGAAGAAGAAGACGAAAAUAAUCCGAGGUACAGGCGAUCGCAAUCCAGAGGAAGAUCCGUGAUCAGGGAAUCGGAUGAUUAUCGUUCCUGGGACCUUCCUAAAGAUUCCAAAAGACCUUCCAGAAAAUCCGAAGAACGCGAGCCUAUACAAAGACAACCAAGAGUCUCAAAAACCUUUUCCUCAGAAAGCGAAGAAGAACAUUUUCCUCAACAGAGAAGAAUUGAAAAGAGACACGUAGAACCAAGGAUCAGCGACGAAGAGGAUUGGGAGAGCGAGUUGAGAAUACGUCGAAAGCAAUUCAUGGAAAAACUGGCGACACGAGAUCCUGCAUCUGAAGAAGAAAACUUGGUUUCUUUACGAAGAUCUUCAGCGGAAGGAAAGCUAGCAUUGCUAAAAGAUCCAACAGGAGAUGACAAUAUGGAUUCCUGGACGGUUAGUGUAGGUUCGCGUGUUGCUCAAUUAGGCUCUUCUCAAGAACGAAGUGAACCUGAAGACGACUAUAUUCGACGAAGAAGAGAAUAUCGUGAACAGGCUCCGCCUCCAAGAGAAGACACCCAAAGCGAAGAAGAAGCGAUUUGGGAUUCCACAAGAAAAUCUUAUACCAGUAGUAGUCAGGUGACUUCUAUUGAAGAAGACGACGAUAUUGAUACUUAUAACUUCGUUCUAACAAAAGAUAGUAAAAGAAAAUCUGUUCAGGACCUUUCUAGGUUACCUCAGGAAGAUUUUGACUUUGUAGAGUUUGAAUUGACUGUUGGAAAGAAAGAGGGUGAAGGUUUACUUAGGUCUUCUUCUGGUUUGUAUAAAAGAGAGUCGAUUAUUAAAAGCCAGGCUAGUGAAGAAGAUCCUGAGUAUCUUCUUCCCGAAAGGCCAAAAUUGGUGCAGCAGGAGAGAGAGCAUCCUUUUAAGAAAGCUUGGCAGAUGCAGAAAUCUAGGUCUGAGGAAGAUAGCGCUGCAUACGUUAUUAAAGAAUCUAAAGAACAAUCUAAAACAGAAAUGAAAUCGAAAGAUGACGAAAUUAAGGAAACUAAAGAAAUUAGAAAGGAAUUUAGUGGAGAACAGUACGAAGACACUGGUAUGUUUGCUGAUGAUGAGUCAGAAUCGGUUAUGCUGGCUCAUAGUAGUAGUGAUAUUGAUGAUAACACGAGAAUGAGUUCGAGGUCUGAAGAAACGGAGUCAGUUUCAACUGAGAAGAGUAAGAGUUCUAAGAAAAAUAGUGUGAAGUCAUCGGACGUUGAGGAGGAUUCUCUGAGAUCUAAUUGGCCAUCGGAGGAGGAGCAAGUUUAUAGAAGCGGUCCUAGGAGUAAAUCGGAGGAGGCAGAAUGGAACUGGGAAAGAGAAGAGACUUGAUGAAGUGAGUGAGUUAUGGAGUAAGAAAAAUGAUUAUAAAUUAAAUAUAAUGAGGUAAAUUAUUCUGCUUGGAUUGGUUGAGAGGGAAGGGGAAAGCGAAGUGGACUGGAUUUUGGGAAGGAAGGAGUGAGGAUUUGAAAGGAAAAAUGGAUCAUUGAAGAGUUGAUGAUUGAUAGAUUUAAUUAUCGUUCCGUGAGAGAGAAUAGAAAGAACGUAUUUUUACAAUCGUUUUAUUCUUUUAUUACAGUUUUAAUCGUUUUAUUACAGUCAAUCAGAAGUCUACGUACACCGCUAUUUAUAAAUCACAUAAAGCUUCUAAUACAUUAGCUAUACAGAAACCGAGUAUACGAGUUAAAUAAAAUCUUAACUUUUGGUAUUGAUAAACUUAAAAUUAAAAUUUCGUCCCAAGAGUUUGUAAGCUAAAUGUUAAUAUUAUUUUAAUUUCUUCUAGAAAUAUGUUAAUAUAUUGAUCAAAUUCAUUUUAUGUCUUAAUGAGAAUUGAGUAAGAUGUGUAGAAUUUUGUGACCGAUUGUACAUCUUCUCUGCAGUUGUCUCUUGUUUCUGGUUUCAAGCCCAAGAUCGUUUAUCUGUAUUUAAAUCUAUCGUCAAAACACAUAAGUCGAAUGUAAUCGUGGAAUUACAAUACAUGUUAAAAGCGUUGCGAAUGACAAGACCAAAUUACGAAACCAUUUUCCGUAGAGUAUAAUAAAUUAUUCGUUAAAUAUACAUAUAUUAGCAUCGUGAAUGAAUGAGAUAGUAGUAUUGGAAAAUUCCGUAUUUCUUCGGUAUUUAUGACGUUCCUUAUCUUCUUACAUUUGAUGGAAUUUGUUUAUUGUAAAGGAUACGAAGGAUACUGGUAAUAAAAUUAUGUUAAAAAAUUGUCUUCCUUAUGAAA